AUGUCGUUUGCAGAGCGACAAAAGCAUCUUCUACAGACAGGCGAAUUUUCCGACUUUAUCCUGACUGUCGAUGGAAGAGAUUUCAAGAUUCAUCGCAGCAUCGUCUGUCCCCAGUCAACUGUGUUGCACCGUCUAUGUGCUGGCAAUUUCAAGGAAGCACUCGAAGGUCGCGGGGCGCUCCCGGAAGCAAGUGCCGACAUUUUCGAGAAAGUCCUAGAAUUCCUCUACACUGGAGAAUAUGACCAUUCGACGAACGAAGCCGAAAUUGCAGCCGGCGACGACACUCAUAGUGUUAGCAAUCAAACUGCGCCAGAGAGUGUCGAAGACGAGGAAGCAUCCCUCCGCCAGCAGUCGAAGCAGCUCAUGGAACAUACUGAGGUUUAUCUGCUGGCCAAGUACUUAGACAUUAGCGAGCUUAUGCGACAUGCGACAAGCAGGUUCACAGGCGUUGUCAAGAAAAAUUUCAGAGCCGACGCUUUUGUCGGGCCAUUUUCUCGAGUUUUCAACCAUGGUGAUGACGGUGGCAGUGGACUAAGAGCCCAAAUCCUUGAGCUCUGUCUGGAAAACUCUGAGCAUCUCCUGCCAGACGCGAAGUUGACCAUACUGCUCCUACAGCACGAACCCAUUGCCUGGAAGAUGUUAUUACGGCAGGCUCACGAACACGCAUGCCGAGUUGAAGAGCUCACCAGAACGCAGCUAGGCCUUGAGGAGACUCUACAAACUUCGCAGUACACUGUUCAGCUUCUGAGGCAGAGUGUUGAAGAAAUGACAACAGACAGAGAUCGCAUGCUCACGUUGCUCAAGAAAUAUGACAGAUGUCGAAAUUGCGAAAAGGACUUUGGCUCAUACGUGGACAAGCACGAGCGUGGGAUCAUGCGGUGCAAGAGUUGUAAAUGCAAGCAUUUACCCUAA
Molecule: messenger RNA, 912 nt
Organism: Fonsecaea erecta
Lineage: Eukaryota; Fungi; Ascomycota; Eurotiomycetes; Chaetothyriales; Herpotrichiellaceae
Exons: 2
Coding region: 1-912 (303 amino acids)
Molecular function (GO): protein binding
Source: RefSeq, a predicted model, not a curated record